AUGUUUGCAAAACCUAUUGAGCCUGAACGGGAUCCACCGAUCGAGACACAAGCGCAGAUUAUUAGUCUGGAUACAAACGCGAGCCAUGUACCCGCCACUUCCGGCACCACCCUACUGCCUCGCCCAGUCGCAUCGUUAGUCUCGCUGCUCACUCAAUCGACUUCGCUGUCAUUGAGGGUUGGGACCUUCUUUGGUGGAGUCGCCUUGGAUGGAGCGCGGGCAACGACGUUGACGGGUCUAGAACUGGGGCGUGCUGUUAUCGAAGGUAUUUUGACAAGGGCUGGAAGGGAUGUCGCAUUUCGCAGCGGCGAUGAACAUGGACGGAGAGAGGCGGAAUCCUUGCUGGAGAGAAGUUUGGCCACUCUACAUACAACUGUGACCUCGGCAUCAUUCUUCGCCGCGGCCUCCUUUCAUUUCUCAUCCACGACGCUGGCGUCGGUUGCGAAUUUCUCGCAGGCUCUGUUAUCAACACUCGAUGCGAUUCUCGGAUCUACCGAGUCGUCUAGGGCUAUCGCGGCUAUCAUCACGCUCAUCCGACGCGAGUUCCGAUCCGUCGAUGCUGCCGCCAGCAGCGAGAAGAUUGGCGUGGGCGAUCUCUUUUUGGGCUCUGUGGGAUUUGCACUCCUGCAGCGCUGGGGAAAGAAGAAUACGGAACGUACACUCCGCCAAAAAGGUGGCGAUGAAGUGGUUUGGGAUACCGUCAUCUUGGACAGCGGUCUCAGAGCCGACGUUGUGGGCACACAUCAAGUACACUUUCCGGAUGGGAACCAGGAAGGACUGGUCGAGCCUGAUAGUGCAUCUUUCGUGAUGCCGGCCCAUGGCGAUGAGUCCUUUGAUGCGGUUCAUCGACGACCUAGCAUACCAGAAAGCUUUCCUGGGUCUCACCUGUCGAUCCAAUUAGAUGGUCAGCAGCAAGUAUCGGACGAAGACAUUCGCUCUUAUAUCAUGAGCCAAUUGCCUCAAGGUUGUCAUGCUACUAUCAAAUCGGAAGUUCUCACCGCACGCACCAUCACGGUGGACAUAUUCGACGACGACAUGGCUGAGAUUGCUGCACCUCCGGGCACGACAAUGAUCGAAGAGCGGUUCCACCAUGAUCCUGAAUGCAACAAUACAAAUGUUCCGGAAUACCAGCGGCUUCCAAAACAUACCGUGGUGUUUCGGACUGCUUUCAACAAAUCUCAAAGCACCGAGCUCCGUCCUCACAACGGUUCACGUAUCCCGAGUCCAACGGAGACACAACGUCCAAGAACUCUGCCUGGAGGCUCGGUAUCGAAUGGCCAUGACAGAGCCCAGAAUGGCCGAGCCCGUUUCGAAUCCAAUUCUCCGACUGAAGUUGCAAUUGCGCGAAAAAAUACAGUUAGCCCCGCAUCUUCUAGUGAUAAUAGCCAGAAGUCUGGAUUCGGGAAAGGCUCGUUCUCCAAGUUGGCAAAAAAAGCGGAGAAUUCCGAGAGUACUAAGCGAGCACAACUCAAGAAGCCAGCACUGAAAACCCCCGGCUCGUUGAGUGCUCCAAACGUACGCCAACCCACCAGGCCAACGAAAGGCGCUGCCUCUGUCCGAGAAGCGACUGCGCGCGAGACCUCUGGCCAACCAGGACCCAAACUUCGACACACACAGGCAGUGGACUAUCGACCCAGCACCCCAGCGCCGAAUAGAGGCUUGCGCAGGUCGCCGUACCCUCACCCUCCCCAGUCCCCUCAAUCGCCACGAGCACAUGCUAGACACGUCCCUCCCCGCAAUAUUCCUGACCGGAGUAGCUCCAGGGCGGGGUUCUUUUUGAUGCGUGAACAGAGUCAAGAAUCGCUUUUGACUCACACAGAUACCUUCUCACGCCGCAAUGCGGAUUUGCGCCCUGGCUCGCCGGCGGCUGCGAUGACUCAUGUGCGCAGCAGUAGCUCCAUGUCUUUGACAAGAUCCGAGGCAGAUGGAACUGUUUCUGUGAAUGAUCACCGGCCCAGCUCGUCGGCGCUGCAUGGACGGUCUCAUUCGUAUACUCCGAGUAUGUACUCGGUUGCCACGGCGGGCUCGGAGACUUCGCUUUUGCUCGCGCAUCGGCCUCGCAAAAGUGCAUACGAGGAUAUGAGUACUAUUCAAGCGUUGAAUCGCGAUGGCCUGGUACCAGGCAUCUUCCCUGAGAGACACUUUGUUCAAAACAUUCGCCGAUUCUGCCGCUUCUCGUCUGCUUCUUAUGGCGCUAGUGCGCUCAAGGUUAUGGGUGUACCCAAGGGCACGAAAAGUCUCCCUACGGCUGUAUCCGAUAGCCAUGAACACAGCGCGUUCUCGGAUUAUGCCGGGCUUCCGCCGUCGACUAUCUUGCUCUCCUCUUUUGUUGAUCCCGCAGGAGGUACGAAUGCUGCUGGUGAGACGGAGAGCGGAUUCCCGCUCGUGCACUAUCUCUCAAUCGACCAUGAGUCAAAGGCAGUCGUUCUAACCCUUCGCGGAACCUGGGGCUUCGAGGAUAUCCUCACGGAUAUGACAUGCGACUAUGACGAUCUAGAAUGGCAAGGCAAGAAUUGGAAAGUGCAUAAAGGCAUGCACGCCUCGGCCAAGCGACUACUCGAAGGCGGCGGUGGCCGGGUGAUGAUCACCUUGCGCGCCGCGCUGGAGGAAUUUCAAGAUUACGGCGUCGUUCUCUGCGGUCACUCUCUGGGCGGUGGUGUUGCAGCCUUGCUAGCAACGAUGAUUGCCGAGCCCAGCUGUGCCCUUACAGGCACAUCCUUUGUGACGGCGUCAUAUCAGCCCGGUCUCCAACCACGCCUUAUCACCGUUGACAGCGGCUCGCCUUCUACCGCAGCGCAUACAUCACCAGCCUACGAUCUUCCUCCCGGCCGCCCAAUCCACGUCUACGCCUACGGUCCCCCAGCCGUGAUGUCCCCCUUCCUCCGUCUCGCCACCCGCGGCCUCAUCACAACCAUCGUCAACGGCUCCGACGUAGUCCCCAGCCUCUCCCUGGGCAUCCUCCACGACAUGCACACGGCAGCCUCCCUCUUCAAAAGCGACAUCUCCGGCGCAAAAUCCCACGUCCGCCAACGCCUGCACGAAAGUCUCCGCCAAAGCAUCAUCCACAAAUUCUACGUCAACCAACCGCCACACGUCCUCCACGCCGGCGACGGCGUUGGCGAAGACGCUUGGGCAUGGAAAACGCUCGGCCUGUUACGAGAUGAGAUGCGCGCGCCCAAACUGAUGCCGCCCGGCGAGGUGUUUGUCGUUGAGACGAUGCGCGUCUUGCAGCGGGAGGCGUUUACGGCGGCGCCUGAGUUUGGGACUGAUGGGUAUCCGAGGCUUGGGAGGCCGGCGACGAGGGUGCAGUUGCGGUUUGUGAGGGAUGUGGAUGCUUUCUUUGGGGAGUUGAGGUUUGCGUCGGGAAUGUUGAGUGAUCAUAAUCCGGCGAGGUAUGAGACUAGUUUGGCUGCUUUGGCGAGGGGGGUGCUUGAUGAGUGA
Molecule: messenger RNA, 3441 nt
Organism: Penicillium daleae
Lineage: Eukaryota; Fungi; Ascomycota; Eurotiomycetes; Eurotiales; Aspergillaceae
Product: lipase family protein
Exons: 3
Coding region: 1-3441 (1146 amino acids)
Biological process (GO): lipid metabolic process
Source: RefSeq, a predicted model, not a curated record